AUUCCUAAACAACACAACUUCUUAAUGGCACAUAAUGCUAGCUAAAAUCAUAUUCUGUUCAGCAGUUUCAUUAGCCACAUUAGCAGUUCUUCUGUUAGCUGUGCUAUCACCCGUUCCUUACAAACAGCAUGCUACGACUGGCUCACCGAAACCUUUAGCAUUAUCGUUGUACAUCCAGCAGCCGAGGACUGCCCAUAACAUGAACCACGAUACAGUCUCCUCUGCACGAGCAUUAACUUUUCAUCGGAUGCUCACAGAAGGACCCGAAAGCACAUCUACAAUUGUAGGAAAAGCGCAAGGUUUUUUCAUACCAGUAGAAGAAUUUGCUCAUUCGAGUUUUAACAUAAUAUAUUUAACAUUUAGCACACCUGAAUAUUCGGGAAGUUUGAGUAUUCAAGCUAAGGAAUUGGGAUAUAAGGCGAGGGAUGAGCUUAAAGUUGUUGGGGGUACAGGGUCUUUCUCUUUUGCUCGUGGUGUUGCUGUUGUUUCGAAGGCUACUGAGCGAUUUUCUGAUGUUAGUACGCCGAUUUAUCAAGUGAAUUUACAACUGAGUUUUCCUAGUCAGUUACAGUCACAAUGGGUAUGACAGGUUUCUUGAAUGUAGUAGUUUUGCUUCUAAUUUUGGCCUAGUUUUUGGCCUUUGGUGUUGUGUUAUUAGGAGUUUUAGAAUGUUCAAUUUUUAGAGUAUUUUAAGUGCGAAAGUAAAAUUUGUGUAUAAUAUUAGGCAUGUUGCUAGUUGCUACUAUUCUAUCGAAUCUUGAGAA
Amaranthus tricolor (Joseph's coat) is the source of this 764-nucleotide messenger RNA. Its product is annotated as pterocarpan synthase 1. The coding region runs from base 35 to 586 and encodes 183 amino acids. The transcript has a single exon. NCBI's taxonomy places the organism in Eukaryota, Viridiplantae, Streptophyta, Magnoliopsida, Caryophyllales, Amaranthaceae. The record is from RefSeq and is a predicted model, not a curated record.